GCGAUCUCCUUAACCCCCAACCUGCAUGUUAUCCUGAAUUCUCAAUGUCCAAUGUCCAUGCCUCAGCUCGUGAUAACACCGCCCCCCAGCCAUCAUGAUGGGUGGAGAUAGCAACCUCCGGUGGCUCUGUGGUGACCCAACGCUGGGGACCAGGAAUCCAGUCCACCCAUCGGUGGCAGGUCCCAAAUCGCCACGAUCAUAUGGGGAGUGCGAUGCUGCGUGCACCGACAACAUCUCGACUCCCCCCUCACCGCAGGCUCCAAAAAUGGAGUCACUCAUAUGGGAAGAAUCUCCCCACUCUUGGUUGGAAAAUGUUGCAGAAGCCACUAUCCCAGGCUCAGACACCCCUUCAUCCCCUUCGCCACUGCCAUCAGCUCCCAAAAAACGAAACAAGAGAGCAUCGCGGAACCCACAAAAGCAGGCAGCUUGGCUUCAUUGGCAUGAGAACGUGAUAUAUAAAGCAGUGGGAAUCUACUUAGAUUUGGAGGCGAAGAAGCGUCGCUCUGCUCUCGUUGCAACACAUACCUCCGGUUUCAUUCACUCAUGACGAUCACAUCCUCAAGUACAUUGGUAUCCUGGCUUCUCUAAUAGUGGUUUAAUGACCUCACUCCAGGUGCUGUGCAGCGUAUGUUUGAAUACUGUGGAUGUCCCUCCAAUACCCUCCCACUUAGCACCAUCCAGUCCAGCUACUUUCCCGGGUCACCUGUGAUACCUCAGGUUGCCUUCCAUUUCGACGUCCUUUCCCUAUACCUAGCUUUGAAUGUGAGCUUGUCUACUCCGAUUGCCUCCUUCCAUGCGCUUUGUUUGGCAUAUUGCAGGAGAACGGUUAUGGAUUCCCUGUCAAUGAACCCUUUCUAGGCCCGUUUAGCGAAGUGGUUACAUGGUUUAAGGCCCUGCGGG
Cantharellus anzutake is the source of this 900-nucleotide messenger RNA. RefSeq lists its product as uncharacterized. Lineage: Eukaryota; Fungi; Basidiomycota; Agaricomycetes; Cantharellales; Hydnaceae. The transcript has 3 exons. Bases 95 to 547 code for a protein of 150 amino acids. The record is from RefSeq and is a predicted model, not a curated record.